Messenger RNA from Eremomyces bilateralis CBS 781.70, 4879 nucleotides. RefSeq lists its product as uncharacterized. The coding region runs from base 123 to 4703 and encodes 1526 amino acids. The transcript is spliced from 2 exons. The record is from RefSeq and is a predicted model, not a curated record. Lineage: Eukaryota; Fungi; Ascomycota; Dothideomycetes; Eremomycetales; Eremomycetaceae. Gene Ontology annotation, biological process: regulation of small GTPase mediated signal transduction; positive regulation of GTPase activity; negative regulation of TOR signaling. Gene Ontology annotation, molecular function: GTPase activator activity. Gene Ontology annotation, cellular component: TSC1-TSC2 complex; nucleus; cytoplasm.
GCAUCGUGUUGCUGGAAGCGGCUCGGGAACUCAUGGCCUGAUACUCCGCUUCGUCGACUUUGGGAAUCGAACUUGAAGUUGGAUUUGUCCUACGAGGCCGGUCGAGUGCCGUCCUAGGAGUUAUGCCUCCGCCACAAGAUACAAUACGAACUCCGGACAGAAAGUCUUCUUCGUCAGCACUAUUAGGGACAUUUAAGAACCUUCUUGUAACCCGUCGAUCACAACCCACCAUUUCCACCCCACCACCAGCGAGCCAUUCCUCAGGAGACCACGAAUCGAAUUCAGACGUUGUUGAUGCGGACCUGAAGAAUGGGAGAACCGAUGUCGUCGUAGCUCCGGUAGAGCUCAGCCAACAGUUGGAGUUACUCGGCCUCCAACAAGGCUUGGGAACCAGGACCGCCGCCGCACAUAAGAUCUGCACGUUGUUAUCGGAGUAUCCGGUUCGAAACAUCGCAGGUAUAUGGCAAUCUGCUCAGGAUCUGCUGGAUGAAUCCAACGCCCCAACCGGCCCGACCGCUGGCUAUGGGCUACUGUUGGCGUUGGCCAAAUGCCCCGAUAUCACAUCCCUCGAACGUCGAAUGAUCCUCCAAGCGAUUCAGAAGGUCCCUCGGGACGAGCGACUAGAAGAACGAUUCGGCAUAUUGCAGGAGCUUUCUCACAACGGGAGGGACGUCGAUGUACUCGAAGGCUCAUUAGGCGGACUGCUUAAUUACUUCCUCAAGAACUCGUAUGAUAUCGUGGUAGAUGCGCGGAGAAAAAACAAGCUAAAAUUGGAGAGUAGCGCCAAAGAGGAGCUGCUAUGCAGCCGAGUGUUCCAUCUGGUUGUCGAUGUCACGAAAUUUAACUCGAGGAUUCUCACCAAGGACGACAUCACUACGAUUGUUGAGCAAGUCAUCACGUUUUGCAAGAGGACGAACGUCCAAUCCGAUAUCAGCAACUCGAUACUCGUCAUGGACGCACUGGUUACAUACAACACUGUACCUGAUCGGCCCCUUCGGUCCUGGUUAGCGCUGUUGGCAGAUAUCUACCGGCAACUGGAAGUGCUACAUACUCAGGCUUGGGGUGCCUUGGCCAAUAUCUUCAAAUCUCAUCUUGGCCAUACGGCAACGUCGGCACUCCUCCUCGCCCUUCGAUGCGAUACGAAACAAGAGCCGGAUCGCAACUUUGUACGCGCUGCGUUCCGUGUUCUUGCUGAUCUCGUCCAUGAGAACGGCAAAGAGGGUCUUCCAAAGUUGUCUCUCUCUGUCUUCAUACCGGCGGUGAAAAGCUCAUUGGCAAUUGAUCGAAAAAAGCACGACGCGGAUGUUCUUCAUUUUAUUGCCGAUCUACAAGCCAACGAACCCCUCAGGAGAGCGAUUAUGGAGGAGAACCUGAUAAAAGAUGCGGGGGAAAUCAUUUUGCAUUGCGCUGGCAAAAUUUCGCCACAUGAAAUGAAUGGCAAUGGAACGGGUGCUGUGCCAGUGAAUGGAAGGGAAUCGGUGCCUCUCGAAGAAAGAGAUGGGGAAAGAGUUGACCAGGCCCUACGCCGGAUUUUGAACAGCAUCAACGAUCGUUUCGGGUCAUUUGAUCUAGUUCAUAAGUCGGAGUUGGCACAGAUGAUGCUAGGCCUCUGCAACCGUUUGAGCAAUCCGGCCAUUGAGACACUUCUCGAUUACAUCUCCGUGGAAAGACUUCUAUUCCCGUCCGACUCGCAGUGGAAAUCCAGUUGCAAGACUCUCAUACGAAAUGUGUUAAGGGAUCCAUCUCGACCGACACCCACCAGAAUCCGUGUAUUCGAUGUUUUGAAAGACUCAUUCCUCACCAUCGACAGUAUCCGAGACGACGACUCGGCAAAUUCGAUGAUGGAUUCGAUACUGCAAAGCAUCCCACGGGAAAAAGACACCGCGUUACUUGAACGGAUCGUCGGCCUGGCAGUUGAGCAUACUGAUCAUACAACUCAGUGCCGGUUUGAAGGAAUAAUCGGAAAAUUUGCGUCAGGCAUUUUUGAAUCAGGAGAUUCUGCGAAGGCUACAUUAGAGGGCAGUGCCGAUGGAAGCAUCCAGUCCAACGAAAGUGGAAACCCGAAAUCAUCACCGUCCUACGUUCUAGCUAAGGGAGUUGUGAGGAUGUUCAUGAGGAACCUUAACCGGCAUGGCGACAGAACGCUAAAACUCUACGACCUUAUCUUGCACAUUGCUUCUUCUGACAACGUACCGUCGGAUGCCCGCAUUAUGGUCUUUAAGCUUCUGUUCAGGCUUCGCGCCGACUCCAGUUACUCGGUUUUCAUCGAGACAACCCUGGACGUCGAGAGCGUUGCUCGCGUGCUUGGAAGAACGGCAGAACGAGUAGAAGAGCGUCGGCCGGAUCCGUCACCAUUACAACGCCACACUUCAUCGGACAAGAAUGCUUCUUCCAAGGACAGUCAUCGCAAGUCAUCCAUUCUCCCAUUGGCGUCAAAAGAUCCACCGACUUCCCCCCCCAAACCGUUGCCGAAGCUAUGGCUCUACCCCGACCCCGAAGGACUUCCAGACGAACUUGCAUCCCGUUCGAGCCCGCUGAUUCGCGUCGGUUCCGCUUCGAGUCGAGAAAUGGAGCGUCAAAACUCAUCGGUACUCGACAUCUCCCAGUGGCUCGAAAUUGCGGUCUCCAUCCUUCUCCAUCAACCGGACUGGGAGCUGUACACCUAUGUUCUUGUUCAUCUUGGCACGCAACUGGCAAACAAGACGUUGUUCCACGGAUCCGCACCCCAGAUUCAGCUCCUCCGAAGUGUCAUCUCUGAGCAGAUCCGGAACAAAAGUUUCAUGGACCCUCCGCCGUCCACGGGACUAAAGAAGGGCGAUGUUGCGGUGUGCUUGUUCCACAUCCUCACAAUGCUUCUGGGGUACAACGAGCACUUCAGCAAGAAUGAAGAAGAUGAUAUCGUGCGCACAUUCAUCAGUGGAAUCGGAUCCUGGGAUCGGACCUCCAAAUGGUGCAUUCACGCCAUGUCCAUCUGUUGCCAUGAGCUGCCGCUGUCCAUGUCCAAGGUAUUGGAUACCAUCAUUCAGAAAAUGGCCCAGAUCAUCACGCAGCAACCCGUCUCGGUGCAUAUCUUGGAGUUCUUGGCCGGCCUUGCGCGGAUGCCCGAGCUCUACAAGAAUUUCCGCGAGGAUGAGUAUCGGAUGGUUUUCGGUGUGUGUUUCCGAUACCUCCAGUCCGUCCGCGACAAACAAGAAAAAGAGAAUCUGGGAGUGAACUCGGGACGAACCGUGUCGUCGGGCACGCGACAGAGCGGUUCGUCGAAAGAUUCGGCCGCCGCGUCGGGUCGAGAGCAGCGUUACACACCAAACCCCCACCCGGAGGACCUCCCGCAAUAUGUCUACGUCAAGACUUUUCACGUCAUCACAUACUGGUUCAUGGCGCUCAAGAUGCAAGAUCGCGUCUCCUACAUGAGUUGGAUUGCGAAGAACCUGACCUAUACUGACUCUUCUGGUCAACCAUUUGUCGAAGACCAGGGUCUCGUGACGGUCGAUAUGAUGCAGCGGGUUACGUAUUCAGAUCGAGACGAAACGAAGCCAAACCCCCAUUUUGCGUCCGUUGCUGAUGGCCUCGUCUCCACGAAGACUUGGAUUGUGGGGAUGAGUUUAAUGUCGAUCGAAACCGCAGGCCGGACUGGUCUCUCACAGAUCACACGGAGACGGCCAACCGGGAAUCGAUACUCGAUCUUUCGCCCGCAAAUGAUCGACCCGCCACGGCACCAGGUUCAUCUGACCACAGGACUGGCAGCGGAUGUUUUCUACCGAUCCGAGUACGUUGGAGUCUUACCGGACGACGUUCUGCAGGAUUUCUACUCGCCUUUGUCGAUGAUCGGAACCGAUCAGCCAGAGCUUAUACCGCUCCCUGACGAUGACGCCAUUCGACGCGCCAUCAGCUCUCUUGAUAGGAUUCCUGUCCUGGAUGGUCACAAAGUGGGAGUAAUCUACAUCGGGCCAGGCCAAACCGAAGAAAAAGACAUCCUCGCCAACACCAGUGGCUCCGCUGACUACACCGAGUUCAUAGCCCGUCUUGGUACCCUCACGAAACUCAAGAAUUGCCAAUUGAACACUCAGGGUCUCGACCGCGAAUUCGACACGGACGGAGAACACGCCAUCCUCUGGCGCGACCGGGUCAGCGAGAUCGUCUUCCACGUCACGACGCUCAUGCCGACGAACCUCGAGCACGAUCCGCACUGCGUCAACAAAAAGCGGCACAUCGGUAACGACUUCGUCAACAUCAUCUGGAACGCCUCCGGGCAGCCCUUCAACUUCAACACCUUCCCCUCCGCCUUCAACUACGCCUACAUCGUCAUCAACCCCGAAUCCCGCCCCUCCACCCUCGGAUCCACUACCUCCUCUCCCGCCCCCUCCUCCACCGACCCUUCCAAACCCUUCUACACCAUCCACCUCGUCUCCUCCCCCUCCUUCCCCAAAAUCUCCCCAGCAUCCCAACCCAAGCUCAUCUCCACCAAGUCCCUCCCCUCACUCGCCCGCCUCCUCGCCCUCAACGCCUCGGUCUUCAGCCUCGUCUGGGCGAGUCGCGAGGGCGGGGAGUACGUGUCCUCGUGGCGCGCGCGGCUGCAGCAGAUCCGCGCGCUGCGGGAGAGGAUGGGUGCGGGCAAGGGGGCGGGGCCCGGCGCCGGGUUCCUGAACGCGGCGACGCCGUUGAGCACGACGCAGGUGAGCGCACGGAGGAUUCGUGAAGGAUGAAUUGGAGAGAGGGCUCGGGAGAUUUUCUGAGUUUGGCGUUUGAGAUUUGGGAUUGAUGGAUUGCCUCAAAAAUAUAUAUACCCCCCUACGUACAUGUGCUGCGGCUGCGGUUCGUAUGUCCGUCAUCAUCUUGGAUGGCGAUAAAAGUUCGGUUGUGUGGAUGUAUUGUAUAUGGU